Molecule: messenger RNA, 1437 nt
Organism: Clonostachys rhizophaga
Lineage: Eukaryota; Fungi; Ascomycota; Sordariomycetes; Hypocreales; Bionectriaceae
Source: the annotation of a GenBank genome assembly
AUGCCAGCCAGGAUUCUUCAGCUUGUUCCAAGUUCACGCCCACGUGGCUUCUAUUAUUGUCCUACAAGAGCAGCGUUUGCCACGUGGCUCGUAUUCGCCCUCAGCCGGUACCUCCCGGAGCACCCCCGUGAGGUGACGUGGGGAAAGAUCCAUGCGGGGAAAGAAAGAACUGACGGCCUCAGAAUUCCCGUCUCCAGGUUGACAGAUACUGACAAAGUCUGUGAAUCCGCUCAUGAGUCUUUCAAGUCGUACAAAAAAACUUCGGCACGGCAGCGAGCACGUUGGCUCCGACGCUGGAGUGAUCUCUGCCUGAAGAACAUCGACGAUCUGGCACUCAUCCUGACUCUCGAAAACGGCAAGGCCGUCGCCGAGGCGCGCGGCGAAGUAACUUAUGCCCCCUCCUUCCUGGAAUGGUUUGCCGGCGAAGCAGAACGGAGUCAUGGCGAGGUUGUCCCCGCUGCCAACACCUCCCGGCGCAUCCCGACCAUCAAAGAACCGCUGGGAGUCGCCGCAUGCCUUGCUUCUUGGAACGUCCCCAUUGCCAUGAUAACCCGCAAAGGCGGUGCUGCUGGAUGCACAGCCAUCUGGAAGCCGGCCGGAGAGACACCGAUGAGCGCCCUCGCACAGGCAGUGUUGGCACAACAGGCCGGCUUCCCCGUGGGAGUCAUCAAUGUGGUUACCACACUGGACAAGGCCGCCGAGGUCGGAGAGGCGCUGUGCAAAUCCAGACUCGUGCGUAACCUCAGCUUUACGGGAUCCACCAGUGUGGAAAAGCUUCUCGUCCGGCAAUGCGCCAGCAGCUUAACCAAGCUGUCUCUGGAGCUCGGCGGCAAUAGCACCUUUAUCGUCUUCGACGACGUCAAGCUCGGGACCGCAGUGGAAGCGUGCAUGCAGGCCAAGACACGAAACACCGGCCAGACUUGUGCGUCUGCGAACCGUAUCCUUGUUCAGGAUGGCAUCUAUGACUCUUUCACCGAGGCUCUGGUCAAGCGAGUCAAGGAUAUAAAGGUAGGAUUGGGCACUGCGGAGAUUAUGUCAAUGGGGCCCCUGACGCAUGAACACGCCAAAUGUAGCGGUGCUUCUGUCCUGCUCGGUGGCGAGACUUGCCAUCCAGGUGGUCUUCCGGGUUAUUUCUUUCAACCCACUUUUUUGAGCAAUGUAUCCACAGACUCAUUGAUCACUCACGAAGAGGCAUUUACUCCAGUAUUCGCCCUCUAUCGCUUUCAGACCGAAGAGGAGGCCAUUGAUAUAGUCAAUGACUGUGAUGUCGGACUGGGUAGCUAUGUAAUGACCGAAAGCGUGGCGCGUAUUUGGAGAGUCGCCGAGAGUCUCGAGGUUGGCAUGGUUGCUGAAUCAGGGUAUGGACUUGAAGGUGGACGGCGAGGAAUUGAUGAGUAUCUUACAGUCAAGAGCAUCCUGAUUAAUAUCGCAGAUUAA